This is a messenger RNA of Penicillium oxalicum, 2391 nucleotides long. Its product is annotated as Zn(II)2Cys6 transcription factor domain-containing protein. The record is from RefSeq and is a predicted model, not a curated record. The transcript is spliced from 5 exons. Gene Ontology annotation, molecular function: zinc ion binding; DNA-binding transcription factor activity, RNA polymerase II-specific. NCBI's taxonomy places the organism in Eukaryota, Fungi, Ascomycota, Eurotiomycetes, Eurotiales, Aspergillaceae. Gene Ontology annotation, biological process: regulation of DNA-templated transcription. The coding region runs from base 1 to 2391 and encodes 796 amino acids.
AUGGACUGUGGAAGCGGUGCAGCGGUGGCGGGGAUCGACCCCAAAAUUCUCGACAACUGGCAGACGGACGGUGCUUUCUCGGUCGCUUCCUGGGAGCAUCUCGGAUACGAUCAACCGCCCGAGUGGGAUACCAGUCAGGAAUCCAGUCAGUGUGCCGAUGUCGCAGAUCUCGGCGCUUUUCACGAUCCUCUGACGGGCGCACUGCUCGAUCGCCCUCGUGAAAUCCAAGCUCUAGACAAGAGGAACAACCGCAAUGUGACGGAGAACUUCAACUAUGCCGAUGGCCUCUUUGAGGGCACGGCCAGCGGCACUAUCAGCCCGCGCACGGUACCUUCAUCGGCCGACGACAAUUUUCAUAGCGAGGAAAGCUGGCCGCACUUCCAACUGUUCAACUCGGUCGCCGCGGGCGUGAACAUGGAGCAUCCCAUUCUGUAUCCAUAUGGAAAAGCGUCGACCAACUCGACUCGUGCGGUGAUCGUGGAUGAUGUCGGGGACUUGUCCCAGGGUCAGGGUUUCCCGGAUGCCUCCGCUGAAACCCUCAUGUUCCAGCAGAUCCCACCUGCGUUCCCCAUGAUGCCAGAACAGUGGCCAGAGAUGCCCACUGCUGUGCCCAUGGAGAAUCACUCCCCGCCGGAGUCCACGUCCGUGGCCAGCAACCACAAUCGCACCAAGAGUCAGCAACCGUCUUUACGAUCGCUCGAAUCCCGCUGGCUGAAUAGCCUUGAGUCUCAGCUGCCGGUCUCGCAAAUGUCUCCACCUCCCCUCCCAAUCUCCCAGAAGGCCGUUCAGGCCCCGGCGGAGGGCUUCCAGUUCAAGUCCGAAUGCUCAUCGGUGACGGGAGACAUCCCGGCCUUUUACGAAUGCUCAUACUCUGCGACAAGCGAGGAUGUGCCCGCAUUUGCCGAUCAAUCGGCCGAUGAUGAUGCCCAGUGGAAACUUCCCACACCCGACACGAGUUCCCCCGAUGACACGCACCCGGUGACAAAGGCCACUGCCUUUAUGGUCAGCGAGACCCCCACCGAGUCUUUGAUUAGCGCGUUCCCCUCGCGCUCUCGGGCGUCUUCCUUGGCAGGUCAGCAUCAGCUCGCCCGGCCCCCCGUCCUUGCGAUGCAGUCGGUCGCUACUGUACGAAAACGCAAAGUGCGGAGCAGCGGCUCUUCCAUUGACCUGGGGCUACCCAAGCCACUGCAGAUCGUCCAGGAAGAUGGUCAGGGUGGUUCAAUCGCCUCGGCAGAUUUCGUGUCUCCUCCACGGGGGGCGCGUCGCAAGGGGCCUCUGAGUAUGGUUGGCCGAGCCAACGCUGGCCUCCGUCGCAAGAACAAGGACACCUGUGUUCAAUGUAGACUGAAUAAGCGCAAGUGUGAUGGAAGUUCCCCCUGUGAUGCGUGUCGACCAACUCUCAAUGAGCAACCAUGCGCUCGUGCCUGCUUCUCUAGCAUUGUGGAAUUUGGCACAUGCAACUAUAUCUCUCAACGUGCGGUCAACCAUCCUACGCUGGACGGGACCAGAAGGGUUCGGAUGGAGAUUCCGUCCGAAUUUGACCUCGGUCAACUGCUUUCCUUCCUCAACGAGCGCCAAGGUCGCUUCAAUAUCCGGGCCACACAGGGCUGGGGCUCGCUAUAUGUACUCGAUCUUGGGGAGACGUACAAGUUCCUGAAGAGCUUGAGCGAAUACAAUGGCAACUCCAAGUCAACGUUCUUGGAGUUCAUUGAUCGGCGGAUCGUCGAGUCCAAAGACAAGUCGAAGAAUUGGCUGACAUGUGUGAAAGACUGUGACCCAAUGGCCCAGGCAUAUACUUUGCUCUCUCGGUGGAACAACAUGCCGUCACGCGCCAAGUACACCUUUGUCCCUCUAGACGGUGAGGGUGAAGAACGACCAAUGGAUAUCAACAACCCCGAGGAGCGACGGGAUAUUCUGCUAGCUGCACAGCUCUCGCGGAUUGUCUGCCGAAUGCUCGAGGUGGAAGGUUUUCGGAAACUCGAACGUGAUUUCUACAACAUCAAGUGGAAGCAAAUUUCCCACGAGACCCACGUCCGCUUCCUUAGCGAGUUGGGCCAGAUUCUUCUGACUCUCCGCUGGCGCGUAUCCUGGUGGAAGCGUCUGGGCGACGGGGGUCAGGCCCCGGAUCCCUCGCAACAGCAUUAUAUCGACCGUGUCGAGCUGUUGUGUCGCAUCUUGUAUUUUUACUACACAUGUGUCCUGGCCAAGCUACCCUCGUGGUCCAUGGCCGAUGUACCCAAAGGUAUCUGGUCCACCUAUGCGGACUCGGAAAAUCCCAUCUGGGACGACUUCCCCUCGGAUGCAUCCGAUGCAGGAUUCCAGUCCUGGCUGGAGCGCGGCCAAGAAUUGAUCGAGCAAGCUGGUGUUCCAUCGAAAAUUUCCAAAUUCUAG